Molecule: messenger RNA, 1267 nt
Organism: Papaver somniferum (opium poppy)
Lineage: Eukaryota; Viridiplantae; Streptophyta; Magnoliopsida; Ranunculales; Papaveraceae
Product: zinc finger protein ZAT3-like
Exons: 1
Coding region: 37-1170 (377 amino acids)
Source: RefSeq, a predicted model, not a curated record
UUCUUCUUCUUCCAGACUCUGAUAUCUAGUUUCGUGAUGAGCAAUAACAGCAACACAGAUAGUAAUCCUCCUCUUUCUACUUCUCCUUUCUAUUCUCAGCAAGAAAUUGUUGAAGUCUUUCCAGAAUCUGUGAUCCACGCCGGAGACAUCAGUGGGUCUAUUGCUGAAGGAUUUAGUGAAAAGCACAAGAAGAAGAGAUCAAAACUCAUCAGAAUUAGUGGUUCUAAUCUUAAUGUUACGUCAUCUUCGCAAUCAAACAUGUACCCGAAAUUUAAAUCAACAAAGAAACAAGAAGCAAAUGCUCCUCCAAACAACAAUAUUAGACCGUGUAGUGAAUGUGGUAGGCAGUUUUGGUCAUGGAAAGCUUUAUUUGGGCAUAUGCGUUGUCACCCAGAGCGUCAAUGGCGAGGCAUAAAUCCACCACCGAAUUAUAGAAAGCCUGUGCCACUGCCGCUUCCACCACCAUCAACAGAGCAGCAGGGAUUAGGAAUAGUAGUUGCGUCAAAUUGGAGUACUAACGUAGAAGAUUAUGAAGCUGCAACAUGUCUAUUAAUGCUUGCAAAUGGUUCAGUUCCGAUAACUGCACAGUGUAUUAGUUGGUACAGGGAUGGUGAUUCAUUAGAUGCGGCAGGUUAUGACGAUAGAGAACCAGAGCCACCACCACAGUUAGGAUUUGUUGACAGCAGUGCUCCAUCAAGUUCGAAUUCUCGAUUUGAGUGUUCUAGUUGCAAGAAGGUUUUUGGGUCUCACCAAGCGUUAGGCGGUCAUAGGGCUAGUCACAAAAAUGUAAAGGGUUGUUUUGCAAUGGCACAGAGCAGUGAAGACGACCCAAACUGCCAACUUGAUCUCAAUCAUGAAACAGGUGACAAACAGGAGAAAAUGGCUAUGGAUUCCAGGCAUAAAUGUGGGAUUUGCUUCAGGGUUUUUUCUACUGGUCAAGCUCUUGGCGGGCACAUGAGGUGCCACUGGGAGAAAUUUGAAGAUGGGCCAUCUUUGCAUCAAGGGCCGAGCACCUCAGCUUCAGCAAGAGAUGGCUGCGUGCUGGACUUGAAUUUUCCUCCUUAUCCUCCACCGGUGGAGAUUGACUCCGUAAUGCACACAGGUUUAAACUCUUCUUCUGCUUCAGAAAUUGGUUUGGAUUUAACUUUGGGGACGAUUUUAAGGAAAUAGAUUAGCACUAUAUUGUAUAAUGUAUAUGUAUAUGGUCUUAGUAGUGUAAUUUGUGACAGCAACUCUCAUCUGUAAUGGCUUUGCAUUUUGUUUGUUC